AUGGCAGAGGGCACAGAAAUUGAGGAACGAGUGGAUCUUGAUGAAGACAAUUAUAUGGAAGAGAUAGAUGAUGAUGUUGAAGAUCAACUAGAUGAGGAUGGAGAAGAUGAUGCUGGAGAUGCACAUGCUGAAGAAAAUGUUGAAGAGGAGUAUGAGGACUCCAAAACUGAGGGCAGUCAGAAAGAUCAAUCUCCAGAGGCAGAUAGAAGCCCUGCCAACACCGAUCUAUUAGAAGAUGAACAAAAGCCCACUGCUUCUGUUAAUGAAGAGGAAAAACAGAAGCAUGCUCAACUUCUUGCUCUUCCUCCCCAUGGUUCUGAAGUUUUCAUUGGUGGACUUCCAAAGGAUGUGAUUGAAGAUGAUUUGAGGGAUCUCUGUAAACCAAUAGGAGAAAUUUUUGAGAUAAGGCUAAUGAAAGAUAAAGACACCGGUGAAAGCAAGUGUUUUGCUUUUGUAGCAUUCAAAUCAAAGGAGGUUGCUCGAAAGGCCACUGAAGAGCUUCAUAGUAAAGACUACAAGGGAAAAACCUUAAGGUGUUCAAUAUCUGAAACUAAAAAUAGGUUGUUUAUUGGUAAUGUUCCAAAGAACUUGAUGGAGGAUGAGUUUAGAAAAGUCAUUGAGGAGGUCGGUCCUGGGGUUGAAGUUAUCGAGCUCAUAAAGCUUGAUGGUCAUACCCCAACUGUCAGCUGGGCUGAUCCAAAGGGCACACCUCCUGAUCAUUCUGCUGCUGCUUCCCAGGUUAAGGCUCUGUAUGUGAAAAACAUACCUGAGAACACCUCUACCGAGAAACUGAAGGAACUAUUUCAACGCCAUGGGGAUGUGACAAAAGUUGUUAUGCCACCUGGCAAAGCUGGAAAACGAGAUUUUGGGUUCAUUCACUAUGCUGAAAGGUCAAGCGCAUUGAAGGCAGUCAGAGAUACAGAGAAAUAUGAAAUUGAUGGGGUUGAUGUUAAUUGGAAUUUGGGUUAUUUGAAGGACCCUAAUGACAGUGAAACCAAAGAUCUUUUGUUCAUUACCAUUAUUCUUGUUCAUCCUCUGCAAUUAGCUUCUGAUAUGUUGGAUUCCUUGCUUUUGGUGGCCAACAUGUGGAGUGGCCCACCUAGGUUGAAGGACUUGUUUAUGAUGUCUAAGGAUAGCAACAAGAUCUCAUGGAGAUUAGAUAUGCAAAUUUUUGAUGCUGAGUCUGGAAUCAAUAUGAAGAGGUUAAUUUAUGUAUCCAUCUUACAUGGGCAUGAUAGUGCUUUAGGUCAGUUGUUGGAGGUUGUCCUUGCUAAGCCUCAGGCUGAUAAAAAACCUGAUGGGGCUUAUCCUUACAAUACUGGAGUUCAUCCAAACCCUGUUCCCCUUCCUGCAUAUAGUGGCUUUGCAGGGAACCCAUAUGGCUCUAUGGGCUCUGGAUUUGGCGCUGCUGCUGGUUUUCAGCAGCCGGUUAUAUAUGGUAGGGGUCCAAUGCCAGCAGGGAUGCAUAUGGUGCCGAUGGUUUUACCAGAUGGUCGAAUUGGCUAUGUUCUUCAGCAGCCUGGAGUACAGAUGCCACAGCCUCGGGCUCGAAGAGUUGAUCGUGGCAAUGGUCCAAGUGGGCCUGGGCGAGCUGAGAGCAUCAUUAAAGAUGCUCUUGUUAACCAGGAGAUGAGUCGGCUGCACAAUUGGAACAGUCCUGCAGCAUAUUUCAAUACUGUGACCUGA
Dovyalis caffra is the source of this 1686-nucleotide messenger RNA. Lineage: Eukaryota; Viridiplantae; Streptophyta; Magnoliopsida; Malpighiales; Salicaceae. The record is from the annotation of a GenBank genome assembly.